Messenger RNA from Oncorhynchus mykiss (rainbow trout), 4532 nucleotides. RefSeq names its product SKI proto-oncogene b (gene skib). Lineage: Eukaryota; Metazoa; Chordata; Actinopteri; Salmoniformes; Salmonidae. Gene Ontology annotation, cellular component: transcription regulator complex; nucleus; cytoplasm. Gene Ontology annotation, biological process: negative regulation of transcription by RNA polymerase II; negative regulation of BMP signaling pathway; negative regulation of transforming growth factor beta receptor signaling pathway. The record is from RefSeq and is a predicted model, not a curated record. Gene Ontology annotation, molecular function: RNA polymerase II cis-regulatory region sequence-specific DNA binding; DNA-binding transcription factor activity, RNA polymerase II-specific; SMAD binding.
GAACAACCCUUUGAGGGAACAGCCUGCUCGGCGAGUCAGUCACAUUCCUGGCCGGGAUUCAAUGACUGAACCAGACACAAACAAACAGCGAGAGAGAGAGAGAGAGAGAGAGAGAGUACAGCUAACUCACUUCACACAUUCGCUUAGAGCUAGAGAGCGAGAGCGCCAGACUGCGCAGACUGGGCAUAUUUGAGGAUCACAUCGUGCGGACUAGACUGCAGUGGAGAAGAGAAAAUGUGUUUCCUUUUUAGGCUCUUUUUGUGAGUGGUCCGAAGGAUUUCCCUUACGUAUCUGUAAACUGGAAAAUUUGUUUCAGGGUAUUAGAACUCAAUAGUGUCUUAUCCUCCUUUUUAAAUGGAUACCGCCCGGUGGUAACCUUCUCUAGUGACAUGGAAAUGCGCCGCGGUGGAUUUACUGAGUCCUUAGCUGGAUUUUGAAGACAACUGAUUACAAUAGAUCGCCUACAUUUGAACUCACUUCUCUAUAUAGUGUUGAAAACAUGGAGGCCCCGUCAAGCUUUCAGCCCCAUCCCGGACUUCAGCAAACUCUGAAGCAGUUUCAUUUGAGUUCUAUGAGCUCUCUUGGUGGACCGGCGGCGUUCUCCGCUCGGUGGCACCAGGAAAUUCUGUUCAACAAAGAUGGAAAAACAGCUGAACUGAUGCUGGCCAUGCCUGUCCAGACACCACCGGUUAUGUCGGGGCCGUUAUUCAUUCCAUCCGACCACACCACCGAAAGGUCCGAAACUGUCCUGGAGCGUGAGCCAAUUUCGUGUUUCGUGGUAGGCGGCGAAAAACGUCUGUGUCUGCCGCAGAUUCUCAACAGUGUCCUGCGGGAUUUCUCGCUUCAGCAGAUCAACUCCGUGUGCGACGACCUGCACAUCUACUGCUCCCGGUGCACCGCGGACCAGCUGGAGAUCCUCAAAGUAGUGGGUAUCCUACCCUUCUCUGCCCCAUCAUGCGGACUGAUCACCCAGACGGAUGCUGAGCGCCUCUGCAAUGCCCUCGUUUACAGUGGUUCCUACCUUCCUCACUGCAACAAGGAGCUGUCUGGCUCCAUGGAGUUGGAGAGGACGGAAAAAAGUUUCAAAAUAUACCACGAAUGUUUUGGUAGGUGUAAGGGGUUAUUUGUCCCAGAACUGUAUACCAGUCCCAAUGCCGCCUGUAUCCAAUGCAUGGACUGCAGACUCAUGUACCCCACUCACAAGUUUGUGGUCCAUAGUCACAAAAGACUAGAGAACCGGACAGUUCACUGGGGGUUCGACUCAGCUAACUGGCGGGCCUAUGUUCUCCUGGACCCGGACUAUACAGGGAAAGAAGAGAAGGCUCUCCUGGAGCAGCACCUCAAAGUAAUCAAAGGCAAAUUUGACUUCGUAAACAAGCUCUCAAACAAAUCAUGCAGGCCGUACAGCCCAGUUCCAGCCAAGAAGUUCAAACUGGAGAAAAUACACUCUCCAUCUGCUGACAAAGAGAAGCAACCCGAUUGGCUACAAUCUCUAUCAAAGUCAGGGAACAAGGAUCUGAAACCGGUCCAGCUGAAACAGAGGCCGUCAGCCUUCCGCCCCUGGUCCCCCAGAAGUACAUCUGCCGAGAGAUCAAACCACAAAAAUGUGGACACGUCUGUGGUGCCCAAUGUGGCCCCAGCUCCGUUGGCCAACCAGAGAGAGGAGCAGACCCCAGUGGGCCACAGCCAGGCUCCAGGCAGGGGAGACCAGCACAUCAGCUCUGGACCAGCAUCACAGUGUGGAGACUCACAGCCUGGGCCCAGACUUGUUCACAUCAACACAUACACAGGCAACGGCUUGGAGGAAAUGGAGACUGACGUGGAGAUUGAGGUGGAUGACUACCCACCAUCGGUCCCCUCCUUGGCAUCCCCCCCAUCUGCCUGCUCCAGUAUGUCCUGGACCCUGACCCCCCAGACCACAAUGAGGCCCCUGGAGGGCCCAGUCCGGCUGGUAUUACCAGGGGCACCUUCAUGCCCAGAGCUGGACACACUGAGACAGACCCUGUAUGGAGGUCUUGACUCCAAGGAGGCCAGGGAGAAGUUCCUGCAGGAGAUUGUUAAGAUGAGAGUGAAGCAGGAGGAGAAGCUGGGGGCAGCGCUGCAGGCCAAACGCAGCCUUCAGCAGGAGUUGGAUUUUGUGAGGGUGUCCAAGAAAGGGCGUCUUCGAGAGGCCAUCGAGGCCAAGCGCAACCUGAGGAAAGAGAUAGAACGCCUGAGCAUGGAGUGGGACAGGAAGAUGAGGGAGGCGGACGAGUCCCGUGGCCAUCUGAAAAGAGAGCUGGAGAGAGAGAGACAGACACGAGUCUGCGACAAAGGCUGUGAGGCUGAACGCCUGCGAGCCAAAUACUCCACACAGAUUGAGGAGCUGCAGGUUCAGCUGCAGCAGGCGGAGGCGGACCGAGAGCAGCUGAGAGAGGAGCUACAGCAGGAGAGGGAGGCGCGGCAGAGCCUGGAGAGGGUGGUCAAGGACCUGCAGGCUCAGCUGGGAGACCGACAGGACAACGCCAGGAAACCCCCAACACACUAACGCAGAGACACAGAGACAGACACAACAUCCCGCUGGAUCCUAAAGAUGCGCGCGCGAGACAGUGUGUGGCCGGAACUAGAGACCUAACGCAAGAGGGAGGAUACAGAAUGCACUGCGCCCUCUUGUUUAAGGAAACGAAAUUCACCAAAUUGAAAGAUGUUUGUGGGAGACAAAAGACGAGAGGUUUUCAUAGAAUGAAAAAAAUGCAUCUUCCGGUUACUGAUAUGAUAGAAAUGGACGUUAAUUGUAAUAAUAUAUGACCUUUAUAAAAUGGAACUGGACAGAAGCAUGAAUUCACAUUGUUGUACAGCCUACAGAAGAUAAGAAAGAAAGUCUAUGGAAGACACCUCACAAGUGACUUUAUAGAGCCCUCAGUCAGAUCCCUGAAGCUGUUCAAGGAUUUUAUUUUGGUAUAAGCUAUUUAAAAUGUACGAAUAUAGCUACAUAGCGUUACUUGAAUAUAUAGGGAAAAGAGAAGUGAUUGUUUUCAUGAAAUGACAGUAGCAGGUGUAACUCCUGCUAGUGCCACGGAAUGUCGGUACACUUUAAGGUAUUACAAAGCCACUGGAAACAACGGACACCAGUAUACCACUAUUGACUUUUUUUUUUUUUCUUCAAUCAGUCAGUUUGCUUAAUAAUUCAAAUGUUUUCUCUCUUCUUUUUUUUCCGAGGAUGUACAGGACAUGUUGCGUCAGCAGCACUGCUAUCCUUCAGGCAACGCUCACAUACGUACAUAUUUACACAUUCACGUACGAACGUAUACAUGUAUGCGCCAGCUCCUCUACCGUGUGUAUUUGUGUUCAUGUAUUUGAAGCCUGAAGUAUUUGGGGAUUGUGUGGCCUGGAAUCAGUUCCACGCACCUUUUGUUCUCAUCUUAAAUCUUUUAUGAAAGUGCUACUUUUGAACCAUUCUUAUUCCUUACACUUUAAUUAGUCUUUUUGAAAAUAGUUUUUUUGAGAUACAGUAUAUUGUGUAUGAAACCAAACUAUGUGACAAAUGUUUAAAUGUGCUUGCCCGUGCUAGAAUGGAGUUCUGCCCGGUAAAUCUAAUGUUACCCACAUAAAACACCUUUGAUAUAGCUUUCUCUUUGGUGAAUUGAGGUGUUUCUGAUUUUGUAUCGAGUACUGUAAAAUAAUUUGUAUUCCGAAAUCAUUUGCUGCUUGUCAACUAUAAGCAUACAUUUUUAGUCACUGGUUUUCGGGCUCUUUGAAAAAGCAACAUGCGCAGUUUCAAUGAACAACAUUUCUACAUAUAUAUACAAAAUAUGGAUAUAUAUUUUUGUACUUUACGAAAAGGAAUUGCACUUUUUAAAAAGAAGAUUUGCAUUGUGCAUUUAACUCCCUCACGUUUUUCAACUCCCAAAUGAACAUGAACAUAGAACACUUUCAUUCAACGAACUCUUAUGUAAAUACAACGUUCAAGGAUGAUAUUGCAAAUAAGAUAUUUGUCAAUAAGUUUGCUUGCUUCACACUUAAAUUGCAUACGAAUAUUAUUUUGGCUCUUACUUGAAACCAAUAGAAACUCUAUAUUUGAAAUGUUAUUAUUAUAGUUUCAUUAUUGUUUCCCUUCGAUAUCAUCUGAAAUCAAUGGGCAUUUAAUGGAAUGGAAUUAUGGUUAUCUUAUUUGAUGUAUUGUACGGUGUCUCCCAAAACCCAGACCAAAAUUUUUUACCUGAAGACGAUAUCUCACCAUCAACCGAUUUAUCCGACUUAUCAGACAAUGCUAAAGCUCCUAUUAGGAUAAAUAUGACCCCUUCUUUGGGUUUCAUUCCUAGGUGCCCUCUUAUGUCUUGUAGAAGACAAUACUUGUAUGUCUUAUGUGUCAGUUACUUUUAUUCUCUCCCACUGAAUACCUGUUGGGUACAAUGUACUAGCAAUAUACAUUGUGUUGAUGCUCUUUAUUGUAGUUUUGGUUUGGAAGUGGGGUUUGUUUUUGCCGCUUGUUUCAAUGUUUCUUUUUUCUUUGGAAAAACUGUAUAAUAGCCAUUAAAAUCAAAUCAACCAUA